Molecule: messenger RNA, 1276 nt
Organism: Nymphaea colorata (pocket water lily)
Lineage: Eukaryota; Viridiplantae; Streptophyta; Magnoliopsida; Nymphaeales; Nymphaeaceae
Exons: 4
Coding region: 391-1002 (203 amino acids)
Source: RefSeq, a predicted model, not a curated record
AGAGAGAGAGAGGUGCCACUUAGAAUGGUGUAUAAGAGUUUGGUUCGAAUUUAUAAAAUUAAAGGCGGAGAUUGUCUGGUUCGUGUUCGCCUCCUCCCCUUCUGAAAUAGAACGAGAGAAGGUGUGAGAGGGAGAGAACGAGGGAUAGGGCGAGAGACUUGACUAAGGGAGCAGAGAGAGGUGGAGGGAGGACGGAAGAAAAAAGGGGGGCAGAGAGAGAGAGAGAGAGGCGUGAAGGAGAAGAAUAGACUGGAAGGAGUUGAACGAGAUAGAACUCUCAAGCCAGGCUGCCAAGCAACAGGUAAUUAAGGGGAUUAUCGGAAGAAAAGAGAGAGACUCAGUCAUGCUUUAUCCUCUUUCCAUUAACUUGCUCUUGAAGGUGAAACAACAAUGGUGAAUGCUAUAUUGCAAGUGAUACCUGUGUCUGCAUCCCUUGUACCAGUUUUAAGUUCGAAGUCCUCUUCCCAUCGUCUUUGCUAUAGACGCGAUACAAUAGUUGUGAAGACUAUGCUGCAACAGCUACCCAUGUCCGCAUCCCUUGUACCAGUGUUGCCACCCAGUGGAUGUAAGUUUCAGACCUUCAUUGAUUAUCUUACUAGAAGAAGAAUAGAUAGAAGCAGAGAAUUCAUGGUUCGUUCUGAGCAGAGCGACACCGAGUUCGAGAUUGAUCGAGUGAAGGCCAAAGAGGCUCUAAAGGACCUCGAUCAACAACUUUUGAACUUGUCCCAGAGACAAAUUCCAAAAACCAGGUCCCUUUCUUCAUUAGAGGCAGAUAUCAAGAAAAGAGAGCCAAUUGCUGCUGGGCUGGAAACAGAAGAUGUGCCAGAUGUUUCAGGAUCAUAUUUGGCAUAUAUUGCUACCUUUCUGGUCGUAAUAACUGUUCUUAAUAAUAUAGCAUUCAAUAUAUUUAUCAAACCAUCUGUUGAUAAUAAAGGGCCUCCACCUGCUAGUGCUAGUGCCAAAUUGUUCCAGGAGGAGAUACGGCAGGUUCCAACAUUGUAAAGCUAAGAAUAUGCUUGUCCAUCAAUCAAGGAGAAAGAGGAUGCAAUUUCGUUGCUUGAUGUACCUACAUUCUUUAUGAUGCUCAUUAAGAUGAGACAAGUCAUGCAUGGUUAGCAUUAGGACAGAUGGGUGUCUCCAUAGCCAUUUUAUCCUAACCGUUCAUCGAGUAUGUGCCUUUGCGGUUUACACCUGCAAUCCCAUUGUAAUUGGUUAAUCAUCUACAAUCAUGAAACUUUGUGGGGCUAUUCGAAGCUUGGUUGGAGCUUUGUUUUUA